Molecule: messenger RNA, 1324 nt
Organism: Pyricularia oryzae 70-15
Lineage: Eukaryota; Fungi; Ascomycota; Sordariomycetes; Magnaporthales; Pyriculariaceae
Exons: 3
Coding region: 114-1040 (308 amino acids)
Source: RefSeq, a predicted model, not a curated record
CAAGGCCUGCAUAUCGUACCUGAUGAAGUGAGGAACACGAAUUGAGCUCGCGCCAGCAUCGACAUCCGAGGACACACACAUCUCUACCCGCGCUCUACUAUUCAGAGCUCAAAAUGACUUCGAUCGACUUCACACACUACGAGCAGGUCUUUCAGCCUGAUCUCGAAUCGCCAUAUGCGCCAGACCUGGUACGCGAGAUAGAGUCUUACCGCAAGGGCUUCGGUGGCGUGCUCUUCGUUGACAAAGUUCUCAGCGCGUUGGGUGUCACAAAAGCCAAAUCCUAUCCCCCAAGAGGUGACAAUGCGCUCCGCGAGCUUCACCAGAAGGUCUGCCAGAGCAAGUCAGCGGCUCAACAAAAGUUAUCCGUCUUGUACUAUCUCCUCCUCGACUUUGACGAUAUACUCGGAGUGAGAUCCCGUCUCGCCGAAGAGUUUGCGGAAAAGAGUGGCGUGCCGGGGAAGUAUCAGAUCUUCAUGAAGGGUUUAUGGCACAUGGAUCGGCAACAGUUCCCGGUCGCACUCGAGUACUUGGCGCACCCCUCGCUUGUUCCCGAAUUCGCUGACGAUAUCAUUACCAUCCUGGUGCGGCAUGCGCGCGACGAUGACUUUUCCUGGGCUCUUGCCUACUACCAGACGGUCAACCCAGUCCUCAAGACUCCAGAGGCGUUGGAACUAUACUUUAUCGCCCUUGCGCGGACCAGCGUGACUGAAGCACUCCUCUACUCCCGAACACACCCAGAGUCCGCAAGGCGUCUUUUCUUCGAGCAACUCGUUGCAUCUGUACAUGACGGCCCCAGCAGCGCAGGCUUGGCAGGACCUGGAAGUAGGGAGCAAAGGGCCAGAACACUUGCCAGCCUCCCGCUCGACCGCGAUGAGGAGAGAUGGCUGGACGAAUACCUUACAGGACCAGAGGGCCGACGGCUAAAGAACGGAAGGGACACUUGGGUGAUGAGAAAGAUUGCGACUAACCGCAUGUCUGAGUUGGGCGACGAUAACCUCCGCGCCCACUUGGCAGCAUUUGGUCGGCCCAGCGCUUUCUGAUUUGUAUUCUUUCGAGGUCUUGAGGUCCUUUUGGCGAUCAGUUGUAUAUAUCACCUGUUGCAACCUUAUUGACCCUGCUGCAUAGCGACGGCGUUUGGCUCGGACGGUUCUAUCGCCUUGAAUAGGUUUUGCUUCUAUUUCCUCUCCUUUUGCAAUAUGUUGCAUCCCUUGUCAGUCUACACCGAUGCUUACCAUGUCCCGGGUAUAAGUGUCCAUCGCCGCAGUAAGUUGCAUAUUGAGAAUACCGGAGAAAACAAGCCAAUAAAAGGAAAAAGUGCUCCCCU